CCCAGCCGCCCCCACCCAGGAGGGACAGUCGGGGACCCGCGCGACACCGAGGAGCCGGCGUCCGGGGUGGUGCGGGCGGCCCUGGGGCCCCCCGGCGCGGCGGGCGCGGAGAUGAUCCUGGAGGAGAGGCCCGACGGCGCGGGCACCGGCGAGAAGACUGCGCGGCUGCAGGGCUGUGACUCCCUGACACAGACACAGCGUGGCCAGCUGCAGAGCCGCAGGGCUCGGAUUUACCAGCAGAUCAACAAGGAGCUGCAGAUGCGGACGGGCGCUGAAAACCUCUACAGAGCCACCAGCAACAGCCGGGUGAGAGAGACUGUCGCCCUGGAGCUGAGCUACGUUAACUCCCACCUGCAGCUGCUGAAGGAGGAGCUGGAGGAGCUCAGCAGCGGCGCGGACUCUGGCCGGCGUGGGAGAGCCCCAGAAGCGGACAUGGACUGCCGAGGGCAGCAGGGCUCAGCCUUACAGUCUGGAGUCAAUGCUUCUGGUUGUAGCGAAGCUGUCACUGUUCCCAUGAUACCCCUGGGCCUGAAGGAGACCAAGGAGCUGGACUGGUCUACACCGCUGAAGGAGCUGAUCUCGGUGCACUUCGGAGAGGACGGCGCCUCCUAUGAGGCGGAAAUCCGGGAGCUGGAGGCCCUUCGGCAGGCCAUGCGGACCCCCAGCCGGAACGAGGCGGGCCUGGAGCUGCUCACUGCCUACUACCACCAGCUGUGCCUCCUGGACGCGCGCUUCCUCACCCCCGCCAGGAGCCUCGGGCUCUCCUUCCAGUGGUAUGACUCGCUGACCGGGGUCCCGGCGCAGCAGCGUGCCCUGGCCUUCGAGAAGGGCAGCGUGCUCUUCAACAUUGGCGCCCUACACACGCAGAUCGGGGCGCGCCAGGACCGUGCCUGCAUCGAGGGUGUCCGCUGUGCCGUGGAGGCCUUCCAGAGGGCCGCUGGGGCCUUCAGCCUCCUGAGGGAGAAAUUCUCGCGUGCACCAAGCCCAGACAUGAGUGCCGCGUCGCUGUGCGCACUGGAGCAGCUCAUGAUGGCCCAGGCCCAGGAAUGUGUGUUUGAGGGCCUCUCACCCUCUGCUUCCAUGGGCCCCCGCGACUGCCUGGCCCAGCUGCACCUGGCACAGGAGGCUGCCCAGGUGGCAGCCGAGUACAGGCUCGUGCACCAGACCAUGGCCCAGCCCCCCGUCCACGACUACGUGCCCGCCUCCUGGACCACCCUGGUGCACGUCAAGGCUGAGUACUUCUGCUCCCUGGCCCACUACCACAUAGCCAUGGCCCUCUGCGACGGCUCCCCAGCGACCGAGGGAGCGCUCCCCACACAUGAGCAGGUCUUCCUCCAGCCCCCCGCCUCCUCUAAGCCCCGAGGCCCCGCACUGCCGCUGGAGCUGGAGGAGCGCAGGAAGCUUGGCAAGGCCCACCUGAAGCGUGCCAUCCUGGGGCAGGAGGAGGCGCUGCGGCUGCACACGCUGUGCCGUGUCCUGCGGGAGGUGGACCUGCUACGGGCCGUGGUCGCCCAGGCGCUACAGCGUUCGCUGGCCAAGUACUCGGAACUCGACUAUGAGGAUGACUUCCGCGAGGCUGCUGAGGCCCCCGACGUCCGGCCUAAGACCCACCAGAAGCCAGAGGCCAGGAUGCCGCGCCUGUCCCAGGGGAAGGGGCCUGACAUCUUCCAUCGGCUGGGGCCCCUGUCUGUGUUCUCAGCCAAGAACCGGUGGCGGCUGGUGGGCCCCAUCCACCUGACCCGAGGAGAGGGCGGCUUCGGCCUCACGCUUCGGGGAGACUCGCCUGUCCUUGUCGCUGCCGUCAUUCCGGGGGGCCAGGCUGCGGCGGCAGGCCUGAAGGAGGGCGACUACAUCGUGGCGGUGAACGGGCAGCCGUGCCGCUGGUGGAGGCACGCGGAGGUGGUGGCGGAGCUGAGGGCUUCGGGAGACGCGGGUGCCAGCCUGCAGGUGGUGUCCCUGCUGCCCGGCUCUGGCCUGCCCGGCCUGGGGGACCGCCGGCCCGCCCUGCUGGGCCCCAAGGGGCUUCUAAGGAGCCAGAGGGAGCAUGGUUGCAAGACCCCAGCAUCCACAAGGGCCAGCCCCCGACCCCUCCUCGGCUGGAGCCGAAAGACCCAACAGGGCAAGACUGGAAGCUGCUCGAAGCCUGGUGCCCCAGCGAAGGCGGCUCCACCCUCACCCUCAGGGCUCCCAGGGCGGCUGUGAGGGCCGGGCUCCCCACACACCCCAGCUCUGGCUCCAGCUGGUGGGAAGCAUCAAGCACUCCCCCACCCAGAGGACCUGCAGGCAGUGCCUGCUUUGCCCCGUGCCGGAGGCUGCCUCGGGCACCUUCCCGCCCAUUAAAGACGAUGGUCAGACCUGUCUGAGCCCAGUGACGGGAGCCGUGGCCACUUCACCCAUACACAGGAAGGAUGCCAGUCCCUCUGUCGAUCUGAGGUCAGCUUCCUGGGGGCUCCUCACAGCCUCCCCUCUGUACCCCCAGGCUCUGUCCACCUGCUGCACAGACCCUGAGGUGUCAGUCCUGCCUCCAGCCAAGCUUCUGCCUGGUGCGCAGCACUGCUGCUGGGCACCCCUUUGCUGCUACUCCUGCCAUGCAGCAGCCAGGUGCAUCCAUGGAACCCACAGACCUCUAGGCAGGGUCCUAGCCAAGGCCCUCCCCCGAAAUACCUCCCAUUGUCCCGUCUGACCCCCGACCUCUGUGCUCUGUGCUGGUUAACCCAGCAAGUGUUCCCUUUGCCAAGAGUUCUGGUGUCAGGGCCCAGGUCUCAUGGCGGCCCUGAGCUGUGAGCCCUGCUGCCCACCGUGCUGUCCUGCUCUGAGCAUAGGUGCCACCCUCCAGCUCCUGGGCAUGUCACCUCUCCCUGAUCCUGGGGCCAGCCCCGGCCCCCAACCUGCCUGGCUGCUCCUGCUGGCCUCCACGGGCCGUGAGUUCUGUGUCUCAAGCAGGGGGAGUGGGGACUGCCUCCAGGCCUCUGAACACUGGGCGAACAAAGGCCAUCAGCAGGAAUGACGUCCCCAGGACAGCAGUGGGCUCGGGCCUGGGCUGCACCGGAGGGAGGGGAUGGGAAGGGCCGCAGGGCGGGCAGGCCUGAGCUGCACCCAAGAGAAGCCACAGAGCAGGGCCACCACCCAGGGCCCCAGGGCCCAGCUGGUUCUAGAAGGGACAGGGCUGGCGGGAGUCAUUCCUGAAGCCACCAGGGGGCAGCCGCCACCCACUCAGCAGCCCCGAGAGGCAGUGUGGGCAGGUGCAGCUUGGGAGGGCCAAGCCACAGACCCUGGGUGUCAAGGAGCCCCCAGCGCUACAAAACCCCUCUCGUCCCGGCCCUUCCAAGGGUCCUCCAGGUGGGGGCAGCCCGUCCUGUGGGCCAGGCUCCAGUUCCAGGACAGGACCCUGCACUGCCACCUCCCUUGUGCUUCAGCCAGGAAAAUGGGGUGCCAGUGGAGUGUGUGGGGGUCCCAGAGACGCAGGCGCCACGGUGCCAUCUUCCUGGGUGGGAGGGCGGGGCUGCCCAGCCUGAGCCAAGGUGGGGAUCCAUGUGUACCCCUUUCCCCCCCCCGCCCUCCUGGGAAAAUCCCCGGCUCAGCAGAAUGGUCCAAGGUCACAAAGGUCUCCCCAGCACGUAUUAAUUUGAUUAAUAAAACUGCUUCAAGGA
This is a messenger RNA of Saimiri boliviensis boliviensis (Bolivian squirrel monkey), 3650 nucleotides long. It is a transcript of the gene RHPN1, whose product is annotated as rhophilin Rho GTPase binding protein 1. Lineage: Eukaryota; Metazoa; Chordata; Mammalia; Primates; Cebidae. Gene Ontology annotation, biological process: signal transduction; negative regulation of stress fiber assembly. Gene Ontology annotation, molecular function: protein binding. The record is from RefSeq and is a predicted model, not a curated record.